UUUUAACACAGCACACUGAAGUGUUGUCAUGUGCUGCCUCAUGUCCUCCAGCAACUUUCGCUUUCGUUAUCUUUGACUCAGAACCAGUCGAUCAGGUUGAAUCGUGCAGUACAGAGCUCGACAGCUCACACUUUACACAGCUCACGCUUUCAGUUUUCUUUCAGUUGCUGUUUGGAGCUUUUCUCGCAGUCAUGGCACAGGGACACACGGAUGAUUCAAUGGAAGGAAUUGAGGAAUCUGGAAAUCUGCUGUCCAGCAAUUUGCCAAGCAGUGAUGAUCAUGAUAUGGAUAUAGAGCAGGGUUCUAAUGAUCAGCAGGCCCAACCUUCAUCAAACAGCGCUGAUCAUCAGGCGAUUCAACUUCUGCAUGCUCAGGACAUAUAUACAGCAGGCACUGGAGAUCAAAGCUUUAGCACACUUUCGAAUGUCAUGACGCAUCAAAACACCACAAUGGCUCGAGCACAGCCAGAGGUCCUAACUGUUCAGAUGAUGCAAAGUGGUCAGUUUUCUAAUGUCCAGGGUGCAAUCACUGAUCAACCUUCCAGCAUCAAUGGACACGGCUUUCUCAUGACGGGACAUAAUAAUAAGGACUUUGGUGCAGCAGGUGCUGGAAGUCAAGACUUUAGACAUCUGGAUCACACGAAUCAUCAAAACAACACAACGGGUCCAACAAACAAAUCAGACUCGGAGCCACAGAAGAUCUCACCUGCUCAGAUAAAGCAAUCUGAUCAUCGGGACAUUUGUAGUAAUGGUGAUGAAAGCAAAACCCAAUCACAACCCCCAGCACCAGCACCAGAGGAUAUUGCUAUAUUUAAAAUCAAAGUGAUCAGCCCAGCACUAUUUUCAGAGAAGUGGAGAGGAAAAUUAGAGAUAGCUCUUCAAAGCUGGUUUGCCAAACAGGAAAAUCACGGAGGAAAGCAAAUAUCUGUCCUCAGUCUUAAACUCAUGGAUGGUGGAACCUGUGCAGAGGUGGAGAUAACACCAUCAACAGGUCUAGAAACUUUUAAAAAACACAGGACUGUAUCUUUGAAUUGUAAACAUGAUAAUAAGGAAAUGACUGCACAGAUUUGUCUGGAUGAAACACAUUCUGAGACUGUAUCACAAAACACGUCUGUCAAGAAGAGAAUUUCAUCAUCAAAGGUAAACAGCACUCAACGUGCGACUUCAGAUGACACCAAUAGUGGUGCAGAGGCUGCUGCGUCUAAUAGAGAUCUAAGUGAGACUAAGACUGCUGAAAAAAACCAUGCAACCUCAGAUGGACUCCCUGUUCCCCUCCAUCAGUUCUGGUACAUGCUUCAUGCUUACAGAAAGGAGCUGGAGCUAAUUGAGAAACGACAUGGAGUCUCUAUGGGUUCAGAAGCAUCAGUCUCAUUCAGACCCACCCAGACAGCAAGCCCUGAUUCUGUCUCCAGAGCGUCUGAGGACUUUCAGAAACUUCUCACUGAAUGUGUGGAUAGUUUUAGUGUAGCUACCAUUAAUCAUAAUGACAUGGAUUCAGAUAUUGUGAAGGAGGCCCUUCGUAACAUCCAGUCAGAGAAGACAAAGAUGAUGUUGACCAUGUCUGCCAGUGACUGCCGGUUCUUUGGACCGAAGAAAUUUACAGACAUCAUUAAAAGAGAGACAACAGGAGCAGAAAACCAAUUUAAAGACAAAUGGAAUGAAAUGGAUUUAGAUAACAACAUUUCUCCACAAAGCAGAUCUUCACUGCACAUGGACACAAAAGACCUUCAGACUCAACUUGAGAUGGACAAGGCUCAUUGGGAUCUGAUGAAACUUUCCUAUGAGGAACAAAUAUCACAGCUUCAAACAAAGUAUGGAGUGCUAUUUCAUGAAGAAAAACUGCAGAAAAAUAUAAUUAAGGUUCAGGCUCGAUCCAAAGGAGAUCAGCAUAUUAAUCUUGAAGGUCAUGCUCUCAGAGCUUUAACACAUCUGUACCAGAAACUAGCCUCAGCCGCUGUCAGCUGUGAACUCACAAACCCUAAACAUGAAACUGAUGUGGCUCCACUAGUGCAGAAACUUCAGCAGCAGCAUUACUGUGUUGUUGCAGCAGAUGCAUUCAGUCCCUGGAAGCUCGUUGGACUGCCAGAACAUCUCAGCCCUGCUAUUGCUGAUAUUGAGAAGAAACUUAAGAAGAAUGUGUUUGAUGACAAGAUGAAGAAAUUUAUUGGAUAUUUGGAUGACAUCCCUCAAGCAAGAGGAUUCAGAUGGAAUCAGACGCCUGAUUAUGGUCCAGGAGCAGUGGGUGGAGCAGGACGGGAUGAGGGAGUGAACUUUAGAGGGAGAAGCGAAACAGAUACUGGUUUCAAUGAACAAUCAAAAAAUGAUUCUAAACAUGACAGUAAAGGUGCUCAUGCUGAAGAGGAGACGUGCGCUAUUUGUAUGGACAACUUCACUGACAAGAUAAAACUGAAAUGUGGGCAUGAAUUCUGUCAGGAAUGUAUAAGAAGGUCAGUGGAGAGUCUGGGAUCCAUCUGUCCUGUGUGUAAGGAAGUGUUUGGGAAAUUGGAGGGAAACCAACCGGAUGGAAAUAUGUAUGUAACAAAGAGCACAUUGAGUCUCUCUGGAUAUCCACACUGUGGCACUAUUGAAAUCACCUAUGACAUACCCAGUGGUAUUCAAACGAAGAAGCAUCCAAACCCGGGAAAGCCUUUUCAGGGGGCAAAACGUCAUGCAUACUUGCCAGACAACAAUGAAGGAAAUGAAGUGCUCGGACUGCUGCACAGGGCUUUUCAUCAGAAACUGAUCUUUACUGUCGGGAAAUCUACAACUUCUGGUUUAGAUAAUGUUGUCACCUGGAAUGACGUUCAUCAUAAGACCAACACACACGGUGGGCCUGAAAGUUAUGGGUAUCCAGACCCUGACUACCUGAAGAGGGUGAAGGAUGAGUUAAAAGCCAAAGGCAUUGAAUGAGGUUUUGAUUUGUAUGUUCUCAAAUGCACAUCUAAGACUAUUAUUUGCCAAUUAACCAUUUAUAGAGUAUUAGAUUUAUAUAUAUAUAUAUAUAUAUAUAUAUAUAUAUAUUGAGCUUUUGUUCUGUGUAAAACUCUGCAAAUCUGCAAAUGUUAAAUCUCAAAAUGAAGAUUAAAAAAAUAAAUAAAUGCAUACGUUAGGAAAAGAGUACAAAAUGUUUGCACAUACCUGUUCUUACUGUUUGAUCAGUUACCCACAAGUGGAGACUACAUCACCUAGAUACUGAUGAGAAAAGGUUGUCCCAAAACUCUUCGCUUUAAAGGAGCUACAGAAGUCAGUGGCUGAGAAUGAAAUUUCAGUGGGUCUAAAUACUUUUUGCCAGGCACUGUUUAUAUAGGUAUUAUUUUAAUUAAGGCGAUGGACUUUCAUGAUGUUUAAUUGUAAUGAAAUGUUUUAGCCUGGAGUUGUCUUGUGAUUUAUAAUUUUUUUUCAUGCUUUUACAAUGCAAAUAUGAAGCAAGUAGGCCCUAUACAAAGUAUCCUCACAAUACUUAUUUUAAUAUGGGACUAUGGAAAAACUUAUUCAUGUGAUUCUAAUUAGAUUGUAAUAUUAAAGUUUAACAUUUAACAUUUUCGUUGUGAUAAUAAUGUGUAACCACAAUUUAUCAGAGAAAUCAACCUACCAACGGUUAACUUAAAGAGAUCUGUGCAUAUAAAGCUGAAUGCAGAGCAUACAAAACAUGGCACACUUCAUCAAAUCUUUCACAAGCUGCCUCUAAAAAAUACUUCCCAUCAUGUUGAUUUUACCUUUAAAAUGUAUGCUUUUUUCUCAGUGCACCCCUUCAUAUUUUAUAUCUCGUUUUCAGAAAGCAAAGGAUUACUUCAUCUCAGAUCAAAUUUGAAUGAUUAAUCUUGUUUUUUGUUACAAAUGACAAACUUUUUUGGACAAAAUGUACUGAAGUUCUAACUUUGGGAAAGAUUUUUUUCCUUGUCAAGAAGUUGUCAUAAAUAAAACAAAUCAGCCUUAAAAUA
Molecule: messenger RNA, 3940 nt
Organism: Onychostoma macrolepis
Lineage: Eukaryota; Metazoa; Chordata; Actinopteri; Cypriniformes; Cyprinidae
Product: E3 ubiquitin-protein ligase DTX3L-like
Exons: 14
Coding region: 192-2909 (905 amino acids)
Biological process (GO): protein ubiquitination; Notch signaling pathway
Source: RefSeq, a predicted model, not a curated record